Dibothriocephalus latus is the source of this 1083-nucleotide messenger RNA. Lineage: Eukaryota; Metazoa; Platyhelminthes; Cestoda; Diphyllobothriidea; Diphyllobothriidae. The record is from the annotation of a GenBank genome assembly.
AUGGGUGACUCGAGGACGUUCUCGCCCUUUCUUCGCGUUGCUCUCAAGGCCGUGCUGACGGACACUAUAACCGACUUUUCGGCCCUCCACAAGGCUGCCUCCUGUGGUGCAACCCUACCAGAGAAGUCACUCAACAAAACAGACGCAGACACUGAUGCCUCUAACCCCGACAAUCUGCUUCAGGAGCUGAACAAGGUGUUUUUUGAGACCCUCAUUCGAUUUGAAAAGUGUCGACGCGAAGACUACAUCGAACUGGAGGAUGGAAACUUCCGCAAAUUGAGCGAUGAUGAGAGCAUGCUACGCACCUUUCUUGAGGAGGUGGCCAAGGUGAUUGAAAUCCUGAAGCUCCUCACUAACGAAAUUGAGGACAGAGGCACAUGCCAUUCCCUGGAAACCCAGUGUGAUAUUAAACAGGCCUCAGUUGACAUUCUGGUCGAUUUGGCCGAGAGCUCCAUGGAGAAAGAGGAGCUCAUUGAGGAUCUAAGGCGUCGGAUUAGCCUCGCCGGGGUUGAAUUCGCAAAACAGAAGGAACUCUACCUCAGCGCACUGAAACGCAUGCGUAACGAAUGGCAGGAAGGUCGCCAAUUGGCUGAAAUGACCAUCAAGUACCUGAAGGCGACUUACAAACAGCGUGCAAACGUUCACACGGCAGCCUGCAACGCGAACGCUCGCCAGCUGAUCGAUGAGACAGCCCUACUGCGGAAGAAGAUUGGUCAGGAGAAGCGAGAGUUUGCCGAGUGCAUGACCUGGCUUUUCACAGAACUCGACACGGAGGCCAAUCGACUCAGGUACCUGCAGGGCCGCAACGACGUUGAAGAGUUGUCAAAAAGACUGGAAAAAAUGGAGGAAGACUUAGCCAAGGAGACGGAAGAACACACUGCUUUGAAGAAGGAAUUUGCGCACUGCGAGGCGGUUGUCACAGAAUACCGACUUGAACAGGAGAAAAAGAGACUGCAGGAGGAAUAUCAGCACAAGAUGACGAUAUGUGUUCUGCAGGUUCAGUGCUGGUGGAGAACCAUGAUUGAAAUCAGAGGCAUCAAACUCAAAAGGAAGAGAGGCAAAGGCAAGGGUAAGAAGAAGUAA